Aspergillus sclerotioniger CBS 115572 is the source of this 3484-nucleotide messenger RNA. Its product is annotated as phosphatidylethanolamine N-methyltransferase. NCBI's taxonomy places the organism in Eukaryota, Fungi, Ascomycota, Eurotiomycetes, Eurotiales, Aspergillaceae. The record is from RefSeq and is a predicted model, not a curated record. Bases 262 to 3219 code for a protein of 985 amino acids. Gene Ontology annotation, biological process: phosphatidylcholine biosynthetic process. The transcript has 4 exons. Gene Ontology annotation, molecular function: phosphatidylethanolamine N-methyltransferase activity.
ACUCCCUCAACCAAGUUGUUGUGUGCUGUUCCCUUGUUCGACAACAACUAUCUCGCGUGAAUCCCCCAAUGCGGCUUGGUGACUCAGAUCGAAGGAGCACGGACCAAUCAUAGUUGCCUGGCCCUUUAAAUACAGCCCGCGUCCUGCGUCUCUGUCACAUGCUUCUGCUUCUGCUGUGCGCUCUUGUCACUCUUCCCUCUUAACCCUCUCACUCAGAAGGCAUUAUGGAUCGGGGCCUCUCAACAGGCACUCACCUUGGGGAUGACGGGCUUCGCGAGAGGAUUCCAACCCUUCAGUCCCAGUCAUCCCUCGGCACUGGGGCACUCACUGCUGCUGGCGAGGUCGAAGCCAAGGACAGUGCAAACAAAGACAAGAAAACCUUUGGCCGGACCCCUGACGGUACAGGUAGGGAUUGUCCCGGAUUAUACUUCGAGCCCGGUUGAUAGUUGCAUGUCCAUGCCAUCGGUUGACAAUGGCGUACCUUAUCUUCCUAGUGGCGGAAUUAUUCGGCUAACUUGCAUGAUUGUCUCAGUGUUCACGGUGCCCCAAACCCAUGACAUGGUCUCUCAACUCCUGUCGCCCUCGGAACCUAAAAAUUUGUCGGACCUCAUAGUUCUGGCGAUCUUGGGAGCACACAUCCUUCUGCUGUGGUGGCUCCCAGUAGGUGCUAAAAUACCAGUGUUUGCAGCCAUCUAUCUCUUCUGGCGUGCAGCUUACAAUGCUGGAAUAGGAUGGCUUCUUCACAACCAGUCUCAUCACAAGACUUUGGUCCGCUGGGCGGAGAAGACCAGGAUCUUUGUGAACCCGUCUACCAACGAGAACCCACACCCUCACUUGUAUAAACUGCUCAAGCGGGAACUGGAGACUAAAAUUCCUACAGACUACUCAUUUGAAGAAGCCCCGAUUGAGUACAACACCUGGCUGGUCUUUAGACGUCUGGUGGAUCUGAUCUUGAUGUGUGACUUCACAUCAUAUUGUCUCUUUGCUAUAGCAUGUAGCCACCAUCCUCUGGGUGAGAGCAUGCUGAUGACGAUAUUGCGUUGGUCGGCCGGCAUUGUGCUGGUCCUGUUCAACCUUUGGGUCAAACUAGACGCACACCGCGUGGUCAAAGACUAUGCUUGGUACUGGGGAGACUUUUUCUACCUCAUCGACCAAGAGUUGACGUUCGAUGGCGUCUUCGAAAUGGCCCCCACCCCAUCCAGUUACAAGGUGCUAUUCAUCUCCAUAAUCGCCCAUGCAGCUCAAUUCGCCUUUCUGGUGCUUGUCGAAAACCCGCAUAUCGACAAGACGUACAAUCCUCCUCCACCGCGGAAGCGUAUGACGGAACAAGAAUCUGUAUCUGCAUCAUCUCAAACCACCGAGCCCUCCAAUGCGCCAGCAUCGGUCGAUGAUCAACUGCCCCAAGCGACAAUGUACCCAAGCAACCCUCCUCCAUCGGUCCACGACUUGCUGGGAUUCAACAACUUGGAUUUGUAUCGCACGACAGAUACUUCCUCGGUGUUGGUCCAGUUCCUCGUAUUCGCACUCACUGUGCUGACACCCUCGACGCCACGAUACCAGUUCCUGUUCGUGGCCAAUGCUACAAUCUGGAGACUUUGGUUUUCGAUCGGUAUCGGCUAUCUUCUGAACGAGCAAUCCAACUGUAAAGCGUGGACCCGGCAUUUCCUUAAGUAUGGCGAGACUCCGAGCGAGGCAUGGAACCAGUGGAAAGGCACCUAUCACCUAAGCAUGAUUAUGUGCUACGCUAGUUUCAUCGCUGCUGUAUGGAAAAUGUACACCUUCCCCGCCGACUGGGGCUACGGUCUGGUUUUGCUCCGCCAUGUUCUGGGUGCCGGGCUCAUCAGCCUGCAGAUCUGGACCUCGGCCAGCAUCUACGAGUCGCUCGGGGAGUUCGGCUGGUUCUAUGGGGACUUUUUCUUCGACGGGGCUCAUAAAUUAACGUACAACGGGAUCUAUCGCUUCCUGAACAACCCCGAACGAGUGCUGGGUCUGGCUGGCGUCUGGGGCGCUGUCUUGAUCACAAGUAGUGGGGCAGUUACGUAUCUGGCCCUUCUAAGUCACAUUCUUAGCCUGGCUUUCAUUCAAUUCGUCGAACGUCCUCACAUGCAGAAGCUCUAUGGCCGCAGCCUGCGACAGGAUGCGGGGCUGGUCAAGAGCCUGAAGCGAACUCUGCCUCCGACUCUCCGACAGCUUCACGGAAGCGUCGACAAGAUCUUCGAUGACUCUUUCGAGUUUAUCGAGGAUCUUAUCGAUACCGCACGCCCAAGACUGGCUUCUGGCGUUAACACAUUUGUCAAAGAUACAACUGCACUAUUCCAGAAGUACCCCGCUCGUGUAACCAUCUCCCGAAUUGACGAGGACCUUGCUGGAUUUGAUUCACGGGAUUAUACUCUGGAAAUUGAGGGCACUGAUUCAUCAUCAUCUCUCGAUGAGUGCGACAAGAGCAGCGGCAGAGAAGGUGCCAAUGCCCGCGUGCCUCUCGACAGACGAGGUGACUUGAAGAACCUGGUGUUCGAGUACGGGUCCCCAAUCAAGGUCAAAUGGACAGCACCUCUCAAUCACUCCAAGAAGGACUGGAUUAGCCUGUACCGCGUUACUGAUAACACUUCUCGGGAGGUCUCGCGUGUCUCUUCUCAAGCCAGAUGGGUCGCAGUGAACGAGGGAAUCUACGACAAUCUAACCUGCGAGAAGGGCAUCAUGAGUAGUGAUGUUGUGGCUAAGAAUGAGGAGAAUCGCGAUGUCGCUACCGGCGAAGUCAUUUUCUCUGGGGAUAAGCUCUUCUGGACUCAGGGUGUCUUCGAAUUCCGCUAUCACCAUAACGGCAAGCAUAAUGUCAUGGCAAUUUCGAGGCCUUUUGAGAUCCGUAUCCGCCGGUUCGAUGAGGAAUCAUUCGAAGACAACCAAAUGUCUGUCGAAAAGAGCCUGCUCCCUGUUGUCCGCAACUGCUUCGACUGCGACCCUGAAAUUGCCCCGGAAACAGUCGAAGAGCAAUUCGGAAGCCUGGUAGAACGAGACGGGAAGUUCGCUAAAAGAGUCGUCUUCGCCGUGCAUCAGAUGUUCGGUAUUGAAUUCGCUCCCGAAGUUGUCCGAGCUGAUGGGACCGUUCGGAACCUGGCUUGGAGAAUAUGUAAUGCGAAGAGAGUUCUCGCUCCUUACAGCAUGACUAGAGAUGGUGCUACAACGCCCACCGAGAGAAACGAGGAGAAGGUAGAGGCAUAAUGGUUUCUAUUGACAGGGGGGAGGAUGAAAGAUACUUGCGGGCUUUCAUGUUUAUUUGUUUCGCGGCUCGACCCCUAAUGACUGGGAAUGCAUUCUGUUUUGUCGCAGCUGCGUGGUGACUCGGAAAGGUGAAAAUAAAAUGGGUAGAGAAAUGAAAUUCACGGUCUUCAGGUGUACAUAGCCUUUAUAGUACAUAUCCCAUUUCUGUUUCCCUAGUGCUUAGGUUCUACAGGGAAUACACGGGGGUUAAUUAUCCGAAUGCAGC